Molecule: messenger RNA, 2430 nt
Organism: Carya illinoinensis
Lineage: Eukaryota; Viridiplantae; Streptophyta; Magnoliopsida; Fagales; Juglandaceae
Exons: 3
Coding region: 1-2430 (809 amino acids)
Molecular function (GO): nucleic acid binding; RNA-DNA hybrid ribonuclease activity
Source: RefSeq, a predicted model, not a curated record
AUGGAGGUAUUAUCGAGUAUUGAUAUGAAAGUAACAACUGAUAUGAAUGUAGAGCUCUUAAAACCCUUUGUGACCAAGGAAGUGGAGGAUGCACUCAAACAAAUGCACCCCUCAAAAGCACCCAGACCCGAUGGUAUGUCUCCUAUUUUUUUCCAGAAGUAUUGGCAUGUUCUUGGUAAAUCUGUUACUGAUGCUUUUCUGUUAUCUCUGAAUUCUGGGGAUUUUCCUAGCGAAUUGAAUCAUACUUUCCUUACUCUUAUUCCUAAAAAAGCAUCACCUUCAAAAGUGGCAGAUUUUAGACCGAUUAGUCUUUGUAAUGUGCUUUAUAAAAUUCUGUCUAAAGUCAUUGCAAAUAGACUUAAGAAGAUCUUGCCGGAUGUUAUUUCUGAUAUUCAAUGUGCCUUUGUUCCGGGUAGACAAAUUUCUGAUAAUGUGCUUAUUGCUUAUGAGACUUUGCAUUUUUUGAGAUUGAAGAGAUAUGGAACUAAAGGUUUUAUGUCUCUUAAACUAGAUAUGAGCAAAGCAUAUGAUAGGGUGGAGUGGACAUUUUUGGCAAAAAUUAUGGAAUCACUUGGUUUUGCUCGUAACUUUAUAAGUUUGAUUAUGAAGUGUGUGCGAACAAUUUCCUUUUCAGUAUUGGUUAAUGGUAGUCCCAAAGGCCCUAUAAUUCCAAGUAGGGGAAUCAAACAAGGAGAUCCUUUAUCUCCUUAUCUAUUCCUCUUAUGUACUGAAGGCCUAAUCUCUUUGUUUAUAAAUUCUGCUGGUAGAGAAGGUGUUAAGCGGGUUCAAAUUUGUAGAGGUGCACCUAGAGUAAAUCACUUGCUGUUUGCGGAUGAUAGUCUUAUUUUUUGCCAAGCUAAUGUUGCCACUAAUGAAAAGAUCCAGAUCUUAUUAAACAAAUAUGAGAGAGCUUCGGGGCAUUGUAUUAACAAAGAAAAGACUUCUAUGGUUUUUAGUAAGAAUGUUAGUGAUGAGUUGAAGUCUGAUAUUAUGCAACUUUGGGGAGGUAGUCAUACACAGCAAUAUGAAAAAUAUUUGGAACUACCACCUUUAGUUGGGAGAUCAAAAAAACAAGCUUUCUCUAGUAUCAAAAGUAGAGUUUGGCAGAAAUUACAGUUGUGGAAAAGUAAAUUAUUAUCACAAGGGGGAAGAGAGGUACUCAUUAAGGCAGUAGGAAUGUCUAUCCCUACAUAUGCUAUGAGCUGUUUCUUGUUCCCAAAGUCUCUUUGUAAAGAGUUAGAGAUGAUGAUGGCCAGUUUUGGUGGGGAAAUCAGGGGCAGGGGAAUAAAUUUCACUAGGUGGAGAUCAGUGGGGAAUCGUAAAUCCGUUAAUUUCUUUAAAGACCCAUGGAUUCCUGAUUAUAAUUUGCCUCUCAAUAAUUCUGAGUUUGAUGAAGAUUUAAAAGUUCAUUCUUUGAUUGAUAUGAGUACGGGUUGGUGGAAUAUACAAGCUUUAAGAGCUCUAUUCAAUCCAAAUGUGGUUCAAAAAAUUCUGCAGCUUAAUAUUUCUGUUCAUGUUAAAGAUUCUUUGUUUUGGGUGCAUGAGAAAAAUGGAAUUUAUUCAGUCAAUAGUGCUUACCGAAUGUUACAGCAGGGUCUCUCUAAUGAUAUGGGGCAGGACUCAAGGGAGAGUAUGGAAUCAGUUUUUUGGAGAUGUUUGUGGCAUCUAAAAAUUCCUAAACAAAUCAAGAUCUUUGCAUGGAGGGCUUGUCAUGAAAAACUACCAACUUUCAAGAAUUUAAAACACAAACAUGUGCUUGAGAAUGAUAUUUGUGUUAUCUGUACUAGUUGUGUUGAAGAUGCUGCUCAUGCCUUAUUUUAUUGCAGUGAUGUGAGACAAGUGUGGUUGGAUUAUUGUCCUAAAUUAGGUGAGAUUGUUUCUGAUCUCUCUUUUUGGGAUUUGGCAAAUUUGGCUCAUGAUAGAGGUUCUAAUGAUGUGUUGGCCACUUUUUUGGUAGUUGCUUGGGGACUAUGGAAUAGAAGGAACAAGUUCAUUUAUGAAGAUGUAUCCCUGCAUAUUACUACUGCUAUUAAUAGUGCUCUGUCGUUACAGCAAGAUGAAUCUUUUUCUGCUGGGGUUGGGGUUAUUUUGAGAGAUCAUAAUGGGGAUGUUGUAGUAGUUGUUAGUAAGGUGGAAAGGGAGGUUUCUUCAGCUGAAUUUAUUGAAGUGAUUGCUUUGUUGAGAGGCCUACAACUGUGUGCUCAAUGGGGUGUACCAAAAAUCAUAUUAAAAUCUAAUUCUUUGAUUCUUGUCAACUCUUUGAAUGAAAGUUCUAAGUGUCUAACGGAUUUUGAUUUUAUUUUACAAGAUUUUCGAAGGCUUGUGAAUGGGUUUGAAGAAGCAAGACUUGAGCAUGUUCAUCGCUUGGGUAAUGGUGCUGCCCAUCAAUUGGCAAGAUAUGCAAAAGAAGUUGAAGACAUUGUAAUGUAG